Messenger RNA from Polychytrium aggregatum, 1620 nucleotides. RefSeq lists its product as uncharacterized. The transcript has 5 exons. Gene Ontology annotation, molecular function: snoRNA binding. The record is from RefSeq and is a predicted model, not a curated record. Bases 1 to 1620 code for a protein of 539 amino acids. Gene Ontology annotation, cellular component: small-subunit processome; box C/D methylation guide snoRNP complex. NCBI's taxonomy places the organism in Eukaryota, Fungi, Chytridiomycota, Chytridiomycetes, Polychytriales.
AUGUCCACUUUGCACAUUCUGUUUGAAACUGCCUCGGGGUAUACCCUGUUUGAGCGGCUGGAGGCCGAGGAGAUCGGCCAGGAGCUUGAGGAGGUCCAGCAGGCCACCGUCGACUUUGCCAAGUUUGGCAAGAUCAUCAAGCUCAAGUCCUUUGCGCCCUUCAAGUCGGCUGCCCAUGCCCUGGAAAACAUGAUGGACGUUUCGGAAGCCGUUGUCAACCCUCAUCUGAAGGCCUUCCUGGAGAUGAACCUGCCCAAGGCCGGCAAAAAGGCCAAGGUGCAGCUCGGCGUCUUCGACAAGAGCUUGGCUGGUGCCAUCAAGACCGAGCUCGGAGUCGACUGUGUCAGCAACGACGUUGUCCUGGAAUUGAUCCGUGGCAUCCGACUGCACGCUGAAAAGUUCCUCAAGCAACUCAAGGAAGGCGAUCUGGGCCGAGCCCAGCUCGGUCUUGGCCAUUCGUACUCGCGUGCCAAGGUCAAGUUCAACGUCAACCGUUCCGAUAACAUGGUUAUCCAGGCGAUCAGUCUGCUGGACCAGCUUGACAAGGACGUCAACACCUUCUCGAUGCGCAUCAGGGAAUGGUAUGGAUGGCACUUCCCCGAGCUUGUCCGUAUCGUCAACGACAACUACAUCUACGCCAAGCUGGCCAAGUUUAUCCGAAACAAGAGCGACCUCUCCGAGGCUCAGCUGGAGCAGCUCGAGGAAAUCUCUGGCGAUCCCAGCAAAGCCAAGCAGAUUCUGGAUGCUGCUCGUGCCUCCAUGGGCACGGACAUUGCCGAGAUCGACAUGCUGAACAUCGAGAACUUUGCCGACCGAGUCAUUGCCCUCACGGACUAUCGCAAGCAGCUCCACGGAUACCUUGUCAGCAAGAUGCAUGUGAUUGCUCCCAACCUGUCCUCUCUGAUCGGAGAAAUGGUCGGCGCCCGUCUGAUUUCUCACGCCGGCAGCUUGACCAACCUGGCCAAGUACCCUGCGUCGACCGUGCAGAUCCUCGGUGCCGAGAAGGCCCUCUUCCGCGCCCUCAAGACCCGUGGCAAGACGCCAAAGUACGGUCUGAUCUACCACUCGUCCUUCAUUGGCCGCGCCGGCCAGAAGAACAAGGGCCGCAUCUCGCGCUUCCUCGCCAACAAGUGCACCAUCGCCUCCCGCAUCGACUGUUUCCUGGACAAGCAGACCUCCAAGUUCGGUGAGCUGCUGAAGGAGCAGGUCGAGGAGCGACUCAAGUUUUACGAAGAGGGCGUGACUCCCCGAAAGAACGCCGAGGUCAUGGCCAAGGCGCUGGCGAACGCCCGGUCCGAGGGUGAUAUGGAUCUCGACGACGACGAUGAAGCAGAGGAGCCCAAGGCCUCCAAGAAAUCUUCCAAGAAGGAUGUGGACACUGAAAUGGAGGAUGCCACUCCCAAGAAAAAGUCCAAGAAGGACAAGAAGAAGGCCGCCGAUGAGGACGAGGCCGAGGAGAAGGACAAGAAGAAGAAGAAGAAGAGCAAGGACGCUGCCGAAGAAGACACUGAAGCUGCGGACAAGUCGGAGAAGAAGAAGAAGAAGAAGAAGGAUGCUGAGGACGACACCGAGGCGCCGUCAGACAAGAAGGAGAAGAAGAAGAAGAAGAACAAGGAGUAG